This is a messenger RNA of Cylicostephanus goldi, 291 nucleotides long. NCBI's taxonomy places the organism in Eukaryota, Metazoa, Nematoda, Chromadorea, Rhabditida, Strongylidae. The record is from the annotation of a GenBank genome assembly.
GUGAAUACGAACUUCAAAAAAGUCGAGACCGAUUCGUUCAAGUGGAAGCAGAAGUACGAGGAAGCGUCCAAAAAUGUGCUUGUGUUAACGAUGGCAAAGAAGGAAUUGGAGGAGAACGCCGUGCUGCAACAGAAAAAACUCAGUCAACUCGAACAACUCUGUCGAGCUUUGAGCUCUCGGCAAGCGGCAAGUUCGCCGACUGCCGCCGCCGCCACUGCCACCACAGCCGCCACGCCCAAUGAAGACUCGCUCAACUCUGUCCCAGAUCAAGCACCGUCCUCGUCGUCAUGA